AAGUACCCGCCACUACCCCAGUUGGCCGAGCACAACAGAAAAAAAGCGCCUUCAGGUCGGCGCCAGUCAACCUCCCAUUCCUCGUUCUUCCCCAGACCCAUUCCUCGCACACCCAGAGCCCCAGAAAUCCAGUGCUGGCCAAGCCAUUUCCGGGAAAGAACGGACUGGAGGCCCGUCAGGGCCUGGCUUGUGUAGGCCGCAAACUGGCAGGCUUUGCUCAUGUUCGGCUCCUGCAGUCGGAGCUCCUCACCGGCCACGCUUAGGAAGAGUCCCGACCGCACUUCUCGGAAAGCUACAAACUUGUACAGCCUCGGC
Molecule: messenger RNA, 315 nt
Organism: Nannochloropsis gaditana CCMP526
Product: conserved c2h2 zinc finger protein
Exons: 1
Source: RefSeq, a predicted model, not a curated record